AUGGCAAUGCGAAAACUCAAACAUAAACAAGUCCCAGUUUGGAUAAGAUUGAGACAUUUGCCGGUUGAACUAUGGACGGUUAAAGGUCUUAGCACGGUGGCGAGUGGAAUAGGCAGACCCCUAUAUCCAGAUGCGAUCACGAGAGCAUGCACGAGAUUGGACUUCGCUCAUGUAUGCGUGAUGCUAGAUGUGAGUUCCAAAUUACCAAAGCAUAUUAUUAUCAUGAUGCCUAAAGAGGAAGGAGGAGAAAUAACAUGCAAAAUUGAUGUUGAAUAUGAGUGGCUACCUCCUAAAUGUACAAGUUGUAUGACACUAGGACAUAUGGCAAAGGUUUGUGCGUUCACCAAGCCGUCCAACCCAGCUAUACCACCGGUCUCUGUUUUGUUCCUAAAACGAUACCUGCAAGGCCACCACCCAUGCAGCCGACUCAAGGGAUGGACAAACAGAGAGAGGGAUGAGCUUCCUCACGGGAAGACCAAGAGAGAAUACCGCCGACUCAAGGGGUGGACAACCAGCGAAAGGGACGAGAGCAUAAGCUGCCGACCCAAGAGGAGGACAACCAAAGAGAGGGACGAGAGCGUCCUCGUGAAAGAAGGCUGA
Molecule: messenger RNA, 600 nt
Organism: Sesamum indicum (sesame)
Lineage: Eukaryota; Viridiplantae; Streptophyta; Magnoliopsida; Lamiales; Pedaliaceae
Source: RefSeq, a predicted model, not a curated record